This is a messenger RNA of Hypanus sabinus (Atlantic stingray), 5019 nucleotides long. RefSeq names its product cartilage intermediate layer protein 1-like. The record is from RefSeq and is a predicted model, not a curated record. NCBI's taxonomy places the organism in Eukaryota, Metazoa, Chordata, Chondrichthyes, Myliobatiformes, Dasyatidae. The transcript has 8 exons. The coding region runs from base 277 to 3636 and encodes 1119 amino acids.
GCUGAGUUUUCCUGUUUUAAUGAUGUCCUGCCCACGGCUGUUGGCGGGAUGUCAGCGUUUGAUCAAAGACUCUGCCCCCCGCAGCUGUACACAUCCCGACCCGAAUAUAAUAACUUCCAGCCGCACGUCCCGGAGCAGUCUGACCGCAGUCUCUCACAUCAGAUCCUCACCGCACCGCGCCGGACCUCAGCCGCCGAGACCGAGGGGUUCUACAUUAGCCAUUGAUGUCUGAAGAUCCCCGAUCUACAUCCCAGUUGUAGGAACAGAGGUCAAGAGAUGGACGUAUACUGGGCUGCAACCCUCUUCGUGAUUGGGAUUAUCUGUGAUUCAUCGCGAGGGCAUUGGCAAUGGACACAAUGGUUCAAUAUUGACCAUCCUGGAGGGAGAGGAGACCUCGAGCAACUCGAUGCCAUCCAGAGGCACUACCCAGACAAGCUGUGCCCCUCACCGGUCGGUGUGCAAGCCCGCACCACGCAGGGUGUACCAGCCGCGCUGACGGGGGAGACAUUUCACCUCAGCUCCCAGCGUGGCUUCUGGUGUCUCAACAAAGAGCAGCUCCCGGAGAAACAUUGCUCGAAUUAUGCUGUCAGAUUCCAGUGUCCCAGAGGACCUGAGACUGCCGUGGCUCUGGGCUCCUGGUCCACGUGGGGAGUGUGUGGCGCAGGCUGUGAGCAGACACGGACACGGACUCGUCCCGGACCGCUGUUGGAAGGGCGGAUGUGCCCGGGGGCACCUUGCGCAGGCUGCGGGCUAACUUGUUCCAUGGGACGUGUGAAUGCGGCCUGCAGCCGUUGUAUGUGUGAGGACUACACCCUCCUCGGGUCAGUGCGGCUGCAGGAUGGAGCUCCGGCCUCCGGGGCCACUGUCCACCUGCGGGGAGACACAGACUCACUGCUGACAACUUGUGACCACAAUGGCAAGUUCAGGAUUCCUGGUCUCUGUCCCGAUGGCAGCACGGCUGUGGAGAUUCGGAAGCCCCGAUAUAACAUUGCUGUGGUCGUACUGGACAAAGGCACCAACAAAGUCUCCAUCAUCAGCGUAAAGCUCAAGAGAUCCGUGAAGCCAUUCAUCAGGUCACAGCCCCAGAGCAAGAUCAGACACGAGGGCCAGAGCGUCACUUUCUGCUGCAACGCAGUGUGUGAUCCGCCCGCCAACAAGUACUCCUGGUACCAUAAUGGCUCCUUGCUGGACGAGAGGACAGCUGGCCAUGGCAGCGUGUUGGUUUUACACUCGCUGCAGCCACAACACGCUGGGCAGUACUCGUGUCGUGCCAGCAAUCCUGCCGGUUUCAUCAAAUCCCAGCCAGCCACACUCACUGUGACAGCACUGAUGGCUCCUUCUUGUAAUCCAGUCCCCGAGAGCUAUUUCAUCCAGCUUCCGGCUGACUGCUACCAGAACCAGAGCCAUUCCUUUCUCUACGACGCAGGGCGGUGCCCUGCAGCAAGGUGCGCCGGGGACCAGGGGCCAGAGGGGGAGUGCAGAGAUGCCGCCAGGUUCUGCUGUGGGGCGGUGCAGCUGGAGGACAGAAGCAUACCCUGCUCUGGGUACACACUCCCCAUCAGGGUGGUGAAGAAGUGUGGGUGCCAGAGGUGCAUAGAUAUCAAGGCCACCGUGCGUGGCCGUGCAGUAGCGGCUGACAAUGGGGAACCCAUGCGCCUCGGGCAGAUCUUCAUGGGCGGGAGGAAAGUCGGUAUGACGGGGUACAAGGGCACCUUCUCAAUGGCAGUCCCGGCUGAUGUCGACAGGUUGGUCCUGACCUUUGUGGACCGUUCCCAGAAGUUUGUGAAUACCACCAAGGUACUGGCUUUCAACAGGAAUGGAGGGUCUGUGUUUCACCAGGUUAGACUUCUAAGGAAGAAGCCUGCGACGACGCUGGACUGUUCUGUCAGUAACGCCAUCAGCAUGGGAGGGAGUGAAAAACGAGAACCCAUUGCUGAGCUGGAGAUUCCAGCCAACUCAUUCUACAAGCAGAAUGGGGAAGUUUACAGGGGCCUGGUGCAAGCCAGCAUCACCUUCCUCGAUGCCAGAGAUACCUCCCUGGCCUCAGCAGCACCAAGUGAUCUGGACUUUGUUAAUGAAGAGGGCGACGUUCUGCCCCUGAGGACCUAUGGCAUGUUUUCUCUGGACUUCACCGAUGAAGCUGCAUUGAACAAUCUCAACGCAGGCCAGGUGAGGGUAUUCCUGGACACUGCCCAAGUUCAAAUACCCGAACAUUUGGAACUGAUGAAGCUAUGGUCUCUCAACCCUGACACUGGCUUCUGGGAAGAAGAGGGGGACUUCACUUUUGUCCAAAGCCGGCGAGGGAGACGCGAGGAGCGAACCUUCCUGGUGGGUAACAUGGAGAUUCGGGAGCGGCGCCUCUUUAACUUGGACGUCCCCGAGAGCAGGAGGUGCUACGUCAAAGUCCGCACCUUCCGAGGUGAUCGCUUCACAACCGGCGAUCAGUUACGGGGAGCGGUGGUAUCGCUCAUUAACCUAGAGCCCCUGCCGGGGUUUAGCUCCAAUCCCCGGGCCUGGGGACGCUUUGACAGUGUGGUCAGUGGUCCCAACGGGGCCUGUGUGCCUGCUUUCUGUGACGAGCGUCAGCCCCACGCUUACUCCGCCUACGUGACAGCAACCCUCAGGGGAGAGGAGCUGGAGGCCAUCUCCCACUCCCUGACAUCCAGCAUUGGCGUGCAGCAACCCCUCCUGCAGAAGUUCCAAUACAGGAGAUCAGACCACGAGGACCCUAGAGCCAAAAAGACAGCAUUCAGGAUAAACGUGGCCAAGCCCAACCCCAACGCGGCGGAGGAGGCGAAUGGUCCCGUUUACCCUUACCAGAAGCUGCGAGAGUGUGAGGAGGCGCCCUUCAGUGCUGCUCAUUUCCGAUUCUACAGGGUGGAGGGCGACAGAUAUGAAUACAACACUGUAGCCUUCAACGAAGAUGACCCGAUGAGUUGGACAGAAGACUACCUGGCCUGGUGGCCACGGCCCCUUGAGUUCCGAGCUUGCUACAUCAAAGUGAAGCUCACUGGAACUCAGGACAUCACGGUGAGGUCUCGCAACCUGGGGGGUACGCACCCUCGGACCGUAGGCCAGCUGUACGGCCUGCGCGACGUUCGGAGCACCCGUGAUGUCAAGCAGCCAGGCGUCUCCGCCGUCUGCCUGGAGUUCAAAUGCAGCGGCACGCUCUACGACCAAGAGCGGGUCGACAGAACACUGGUGAAGAUCAUCCCACAGGGUCACUGUCGCCUGGAGAGCAUUAACAACAUGUUCCGGGAAUAUCUGGUCAACGAACUGCCUCUUGCUGUCAACAACGACACCAGCGAGUUCACAAUGCUGGCUCCCCUCGAUCCUCUCGGCCACAAUUACGGCAUCUACACCGUAACCGACCAGGAUGCUGCCACUGCCAAGGAAAUAGCUCUUGGCAGGUGCUUUGCCGGAAGUUCAGACACAGUCUCCCGGGUCAUGAAGUCCAACGCGGGUGUGGCGCUGACCUUUAACUGUGCAGACAGGCCAGUGGGUCAGCAGGAUGCCUUCCAGAGCUUGCAGAACUUCCCAGGACAGCCACGCGCGCACAACCAGCGGGUAGGAAGAGGGAAGAGAGGUCGCUUGUUUCGCACAUUGAGAAGAUAUAUGCAAGUGCCAAGAGCGUAGGCUGAGAGUCUGUGGUUCUGUGAUGUGGAUUAAACCAACAUUUUGCUCCAAACUCUGUAGUUCCAAAUUAAACUGCAAGUUCAAAUCUUUAGGGAGGAAGUUACUUCCGUGAACUGUGAAACCAGUUCUCUAUUCUAUUUAUUUCUGGUAGUGUUCCAAAGCAGAGCUUUCCAGAACACACCACGUAUGAUGUGUUCAGGCAAACAUAGAACAUUACAGCACAGUACAGGCCCUUCAGCUCCCUUUUGUGCCAAACUUCUAGUCAACUCCAAGAUCAGUCUCAGUCUUCCCAUGCACAUAUCCCUCUACUUCUCUAUCAUCCACGUUCCCAUCUUAUUAUAUGCCCCUCGUGUCUGCCUCUACCAUCACCCCCAACAGCAUCCGUCUGUGUGUAAAAACAAAAUAGGUCUAGCGUCCUUUAUAUACUUUCCUCCAAUCACUUAAAAUUGUGCUAGUUCCACCCUGGGUAAAAGUUGAUGGCUGUCCAUUCUACUUGUGCCUCAUCAUCUUGUACAUCUCUAUCAAGUCACUUCUCAUCCUCCUUCGCUCCAAAGAGAAAAUCCCUAGCUCCCUCAGAAGACAUGCUCUCUAGUAUUGGAACUAGCAUUAACGACCUUUCCCUUCACGUGCUGGCUUAAAUUUACUGCACUUCUGCAUAACAAAUCUGUAUUUGGCUCGUAGUUAGUAUUACGCAAUACCAGAUGCUUCUAAAAUAAAGAGCUCAAGUUUUACAUGCACACUGUCCUUCUGCUGAGAAGGAUUGUGAUUGUGAAUUGUGCUGAGAACACUCCUGAAUGCUGUGGGACUAAAGGUACGGAGGACUGGAUAUCUGAGGAUGCAUUUCCUUGCAGCAAAUUCACAUGCAGUGUGGUACUAUUAGGAGAAACUUGCCAGAGGGUAGGAACAAAUUAAACUUUGCAACUUACGGGACUGGAACCCUUACAGAGCCUCUACAGUGCGGGUCCACAAUCUUCUUUAUGCCAUAGAUCCCUACCAUUAACCAACGGGUACGUGGAAACCCUGCGCUAUCACCAUGAAGAGAUUGGAGGUACACCACCAUUGACUGUAAGACAUAGCAGCAGGAAUUGUCCAUUCAGCCCAUCGAGUCUGCUCCGGCAUUCCAUCAUGGCUGAUCCCAUAACUUUUGAUUCCCUGUCUAAUCAAGUACCUAUCAACGUCCACUUUAAAUGUACCCAAUGACUUGGCCUCAACAGCCUUCCAUGGCAAUGAAUUCCACAGAUGCCUCACCCUCAGGCUAAAGAAAUUUUUCCUCACCUCUGUUCAUCCUUCUAGUCUGAGGCAGUGCCUGCUGGUCCUUGACUCACUUGCUAUAGCAAACAUCCUUUCUAUGUAGGCUUUUCAAUAUUCGAAAGGUUUCAAUUA